Molecule: messenger RNA, 6252 nt
Organism: Terrapene triunguis (Three-toed box turtle)
Lineage: Eukaryota; Metazoa; Chordata; Testudines; Emydidae
Gene: STRN
Product: striatin
Exons: 19
Coding region: 35-2494 (819 amino acids)
Cellular component (GO): dendrite
Molecular function (GO): protein phosphatase 2A binding; calmodulin binding; armadillo repeat domain binding
Source: RefSeq, a predicted model, not a curated record
CGGGACGCGGCGGCUGCGGGCGGCGGCUCCGGCCAUGGACGAGCAGGCGGGGCCCGGCGUUUUCUUCAGCAACAACAACAACAAUAACGCGCUGCUGCUGCCGCCGGGCGGGGCCGGGCCAGGGCUGGAGCCGGGGGAGGCGGCCGCGGGGGGCUCCUUGGCGGCGGCCGCCCCGGCCCCGGUGUCCGCGGCCCGGGCUCAGUACAGCGUCCCCGGGAUCCUGCAUUUCCUGCAGCACGAGUGGGGCCGCUUCGAGGCGGAGCGAGCCGAGUGGGAGGUGGAGCGGGCGGAGCUGCAGGCCCAAAUUGCCUUUCUUCAAGGGGAAAGGAAGGGACAAGAAAAUCUGAAGAAGGAUCUAGUGCGGAGAAUCAAAAUGCUGGAAUAUGCUCUUAAACAGGAAAGAGCUAAAUACCACAAAUUAAAAUACGGCACAGAAUUGAAUCAGGGAGAUAUGAAGCCUCCAAACUAUGAUUCUGAUGAAGGGAAUGAAACAGAGGUUCAGCCCCAACAAAAUAGUCAACUAAUCUGGAAACAAGGGCGACAGCUGCUGAGACAGUAUCUGCAGGAGGUGGGUUACACUGACACUGUACUGGAUGUGAAGUCAAAACGAGUGCGAGCUUUGUUGGGCCUCUCAAGUGAUGCAUCAGACAGGGAAAAUGACAAAAAUCAAGAAUCAAUGGUAAAUGGUACAGAGGCUGAGAUUAAAGAAAACGCAAUGAUUGGGAAACCAGAAUUGACAGACUCUGCCUCUCUGCUAGAGACCUUCAAAUUUCUUGAAAAUGCAGCUGCAGAUUUCAGUGAUGAAGAUGAGGAUGAAGAUAUUGAAGGAAGAGAGAAAACAAUGAUUGAUACCUCAACGAUGGUGAGGAGAAGAGUGGUGUCUGAUAGCAGUGAAGACAGAGAUACAGAAGAAGCUUUGAAAGAGUUUGACUUCUUGGUUGGAUCAGAUGAUGGAGAUGGAGAAUCUAGAAGUUCAGGAGAUGGAACUGACUGGGAAAAGGAAGACCAGUGUCUCAUGCCUGAAGCCUGGAAUGUGGACCAGGGAGUAAUAACCAAACUCAAGGAACAAUACAAAAAGGAGCGCAAGGGAAAAAAGGGGGUGAAGAGAAAAACUACCGAAGAUAUGUUUCAGCCUCAAUCCUAUAUAAAACAGUCAAAACAGGGAUGUGGGAAAAUGAUGGCGCAAAGCACAGGGCCCAACAGGUCAAAGCUGCAAGACAUGCUUGCAAACUUGAGAGAUGUUGAUGAUCUACCUUCAUUACAGCCAUCUGUCACAUCACCUUCUAGGCCGAGUAGCUCAAGGCUUAUUGAACAUGAGAUAAACAGGACAGAUGAAGUGGAAGCUUUAACGUUCCCUCCUACAUCAGGGAAGUCAUUCAUUAUGGGAACAGAUGAAGCCCUUGAAAGUGAGCUGGGUCUUGGAGAAUUGGCAGGCCUUACAGUUGCCAAUGAGGCAGAUUCACUGACUUACGAUAUAGCAAACAAUAAGGAUGCACUGAGGAAGACCUGGAAUCCCAAGUUCACAUUACGAAGUCAUUUUGAUGGAAUAAGAGGUCUGGCUUUCCAUCCAGUUGAACCAGUCUUAGUAACUGCAUCCGAGGACCAUACGUUAAAAAUGUGGAAUUUACAAAAAACAGCGCCAGCAAAAAAGAGUGCCUCUCUUGAUGUAGAACCUAUAUAUACAUUCAGAGCACAUAGUGGCCCAGUGCUCUGUGUGGUAAUGAGCAGUAAUGGUGAGCAGUGUUAUAGUGGAGGAACUGAUGGCCUCAUCCAGGCCUGGAAUACGACAAACCCAAAUAUUGACCCCUAUGAUUCUUAUGAUCCGUCUGUUCUAAGAGGUGCAUUUGUAGGCCACACAGAUGCAGUAUGGGGCUUGGUUUAUAGUGGAGCACACCAGCGUUUACUAUCCUGUUCAGCAGAUGGCACCAUACGUUUAUGGAAAGCUUCAGAAAUUGCUCCAGCUCUUAAUAUAUUUAAUGAUAAUCAAGAAAUGGGAAUCCCUUCUUCUGUGGACCUUGUGAGCAGUGACCCAAGCCACAUGGUAGCAUCAUUUAACAGUGGGCACACUUGCAUUUUUAACAUGGAGACACGGCAACGAAUUCUUACCUUGGAAUCCAACAUAGAUACCACCGCUAACUCUUCCUGCCAGAUCAACAGAGUUGUCAGCCAUCCAACGCUUCCUAUUAGUAUCACUGCCCAUGAAGACAGGCACAUCAAAUUCUAUGACAACAAUACAGGAAAACUGAUCCACGCAAUGGUAGCCCACUUAGAUGCAGUCACAAGUUUAGCUGUUGAUCCUAAUGGCUUGUAUUUGAUGUCUGGCAGUCAUGACUGUUCAAUUCGCUUAUGGAACCUUGAAAGCAAAACCUGUAUUCAAGAAUUUACUGCUCAUCGCAAAAAAUUUGAUGAGUCUAUUCAUGAUGUGGCAUUUCACCCAUCCAAAUGUUAUAUUGCCAGUGCAGGAGCAGAUGCUCUGGCUAAGGUCUUCGUAUGACACAGUGCUUCCCUUUCAACUCUAGCUCUUGUACAUUUAACCAGAUGCACAAAAGAGAGGGAGACGUGAGCAAGAAUCUUCAUUUCCGACCCUGAAAUUAAGAGAACGUUUGUAAUGGUUUAGUUUUUGCAGGGUGCUCUUUUCUAAAUUAAGGUUUCUUCAGGUUUCUGCAAACUCAGCUGGUGCUGAGAGCUUGGAAACUCUCAGUUUCAAAUGUCAACAAAAGAAAUGCUUUUAUUUCUGAGGGUGUGAAUAUUCGUCCAGGCAGGCCUUGGGCGAAACUAGGUAUCUGUAUUCUCUGCUAAUAAAAUGGGACACUAUAGAGGGAUGGUCAAGUAAAUAGGUGGCCUGAUUGCUGCAGGGAGACGGGGAGGGGAACUUCCAAGUGUUUCUCAUCAAGGAAUCUUAUAAACAGCAUACUUAAAUUAAGUGACCUCAAAAGGUGACAGUUCACAUGCCCAUUGGGCUGCCAUGUGAAUUUCACUUGUUCAUCCCUUUGGUAUUAAUGACUAGAUGGUGUUUAGAGGAAAGUAGCUGAUCGUUAAUCUCAGCCCACUUGGCUGCUAGCAUAAGGUAAAUUUGGUUAAAAGGAAAAAAAAUACUAAAUUUUAAAAAUUAUUAAUGCAGUAAUGUUUUGUUAAAUCUAUUAUGUUAUACAGCAAAUAUUUAGUUUGCAGGAAAUGUAUACAUUUUAUUAAUUUUGUGAAAGAAUGUGAUAGCAAGUGGCUAGAACCUAAGGCCAUAGUCUAAUCACAAUUAAGGAAACAGGCUGAAAUAGUCUGUACAUACUGUAAUAAGGGAUUUAAUUUAUUCAAAUUUAUAAUACUGUUUAUUGUUGGUCAGGCACAAGAAAUUAUAAUAAAACUUCCUACAGCAAUCUCUAGCAGAGUUUAGCUAACACAUCUUCAUUUUUUCCCAUUCCUUCCAAAAAGGGUGCCACUGUGGAUGAAAAUCAUGAUUUCAUUUUAAGAAUAAACAUGAUUUCAUAGUGCUCUGUGUGAGCCUUGCUAUCAGAUUAAUGCAGUAGGUGCCUUUACAAAGUUCCACCAGUUUGAAAGAUUCUGCUUGUUCUAGAGAGAUUCCCUAACUUUCAAACCGUUGGAACUUUUGAAAUGUUCCCCCUGUAUGGGGCAUGCUGUGCCAUUGAUCUUUAAAGUGUGGUUAUGUGAAAAGUGACUGUUUAAAAACGGCACCUUUUUACUCAGCAGAUCUGGUCCCUCGCUAUAUUCAGAGUAUAUCUGUUUACUUUAGUGACAGAAAUAAGUUUGCUGGUUUUUAGUCCUGUUGUUCCUGCAGGGCGUAUUGCAGGUGAGAAAGAGUAAGGUGGAUUCUAUUCUGUUGGGCACCAUCAGACUUGGUUACCUUUCUGUAAAUCCAUUUAAGGCAGUGGUGUCCUCAGUUCCACUUGUGGAAUAUAAUUAGUUCUGCAGAUUCUUUAUUACUGGUGGUGAUGUGAGAAGGAAAGAACCCCACCUGACUCUCAAAUCCCAGGUUGAGUUUGGCUAGAAGUUAAUAAAGAAAUCUUUUCUUUUAAACUGACACGUUGGAAAUAGGAGUCAUUGAAACACAGUAAACAUAGGACACAAUGCUAUUUUUAGAGUGAUUUUUCAGAGCAGAACCACACUUAAGCAGAACUCCCCAUUGAUUACAAUAGGGAGUUUAGAUUAACAUUCAAUGUCACUCUGUUGCUUUAUGAUUAAAAAGUUGCCCCAAACUGUUUGAGGCUGCAGUGUACUAUAUUUAAUGCUAAAUACCCUGGAAUACCUUUUACUGCUCAGCAUAUUCAGAUAUUUCAGUUUGUGAUAUUGAUGUACAAUAUAUUUCCAUUAAAUAACAUUAGAAUUUUACCACUAAACAGAUUACUAUAAUAACGCAAAUUAUUUAGUUUUAUAUGAUAAAAAGGGGAAAUCUGGCUGCAAAACUGAGCAUUCAACUUUGUGAAAAAUCAUUUGUGUACUUGACUUGUUCUUUCAGUGUCAUUAUUUUAUUUCUUUUUGGAAAGGAAAUUACAAAGAUUUAUUUGAAAAAUUCUAAAAGUUAUGUAUAUUAUAGAUGUGUAUAUAUAUAUUGUAAACAUGUAUUAAAUCUGUCUUGUAAGGGAAGACUUCAUGGGUGCAUUUUAAUGUUUUAGUAUUAAGAAUUCUUCUCAGUUUGUGUAUACAAAGGAUAAUGAUAAGUAUGAAAUGAAUGUUGUGCUGUUUGCUUACAAAAUAUAAUACAUAGUUACAGGUGUUUAGAUUGCUGUACAUAAAACUAAUAGGCCAGCAUGCUUGUUUUUAAAGACUGUCGUUCUAACUGAUUAAAAGUUGAAUGUAAGAAAAAGCGGCUAGUCAAAUGUGAAUUGAAAGAUGUUCCAUUCUUACUCUUGAGCUCUUGCUCAAACUGAAAAGUGAAUCUUUUAAAGCUGGCAAUAGCUGGAAGAUGAGGUGCCUUUAAAAAACAAAUGUAGCCUUACAAAGAAGUUGUGGAGUAUAUAUUUUUGUGCUGGUCUUCAUAAUUGAUGUUAAUGUCUUUUUUACUGUAUCUGCUCACGUACUAGCAGGACUGCAGGAUACUGUGCAUGAGCCUGUCAGCUCUUCUGAACAUCAUCAUAGAAGUUAGGGAUGGAAAGGACUGCUUAGGCUGUUUAGUUCAUCAGCCUGACAAAGUAGGAUUGUUACCCUAUUGUGCGUUUUUAAAUAGUGUUUUGACCAGUGAGGUUUUAUAUAUGUCCCAAAUGAUUAGGCUUUCGUUGCUUCCCUUGGAAGACUACUCCAAUGCUUAAAUAUUUCACUAUUGGAAAGUUUUACCUGAUAUUCAGUCUAAAUAUUUCUUUUCUUAAUUUCAUCGCAUUAUUCCAAAUUACAGUCCUUUGUACUGAAUAGUUCCUCUCCAUGCUUGGUAUUUACACCCUGAAGGUAUCUGUAGACUCUUACCAUAUCCCUUUCUUAAUUGUCUCUUAGGAAAGCUAUACAUGUUAGCUCUUUUCAUUUUUUCCUCACAAGUCAACUCUCUACAACCCCUGAUCAUUUCAGCCCUUUCAGUUUGUCAGUUUAUUUCUUCAUAACUUGCUGUCCAAAACGGUGCACACACCAUUCCAGAUGCAGUGCCAUCAGCAUUAGUAUAGACAGGGUCUGUUAACCUGUGUGUUCUGUGAUGUGAUGCUUCUUCUCAUGCAGCCCAAAAUUUUAUUGGCCUUUUUGCUGCUGUCAGAUCGCAAACUCAAAUCCCAGUUGUAUCUGCCAUCUUCUUUAGACAAUUUUCAGCAUUAUUGCUUCCCAGGUUGUUGUUUCUUCUUUAGUUAUGUGCAACUCCUCCCAAUUCAGUAUAGUCUGUAAAUUUCAUUAAUGUGUAUUGGCCAAUAAUGAAAAUAUUCACAGGAUUGGACCCAACUCUGUUCCUUGCAGUAUCUCCACUAAACAUUUCCAUACCCAUGAUGCAUUACAUUCUGCCAUUAUGCUGUUUCCACAUCAAGUUCACAUGGCAAUUUUGUAGUUUUGUUUCAUAGAAAUUUCAGUGUAGGUUAACCUGUGUUAUUAAUUUUUGUUUUUAAUAAAGUCCAGUUGAAAGGAGAAAUUACAACCCCUUUAUCUGGUGAAAAUGAUCUAAUAAGCUUAAACAUCCUCCUUUUCACUUCCAAUUUACAAGGAUAAACCGUAUGCUGUUUUUGUAUGUUUACGAUCGAGCUAACUAAAAUACUUUCUUGUGCAAAAGGAUUAGACUAGUUUGGGACACACCUUGGAUUAAGUAUUAUGGGAAAUAUUUCCUUCACUUUUAUA